Molecule: messenger RNA, 585 nt
Organism: Trametes versicolor FP-101664 SS1
Lineage: Eukaryota; Fungi; Basidiomycota; Agaricomycetes; Polyporales; Polyporaceae
Exons: 2
Coding region: 334-498 (54 amino acids)
Source: RefSeq, a predicted model, not a curated record
GCGAGGGCGGUCGUGGAACAUUGCGUCGCGAGCAUGUCGGACAGCGGGCGAGAUUCCGACCCAGGCCAUGUGAAAGACGGUUUAUGCGGCGAGAUAGACAUGUCAAGGACAGUCGUGAUAUAUGCGCCUGACUUCUGAAAUCCGACGGCUGGAGCGGGCUUGAGGGCACGACAACAGCCUAGCAAUGGAUAUGCAAGUCUAGUAGCAAGUACCAGCCGUACAUUAUACCCCAGCUGUGGCAGGAAGACCGGCGGCGGCGGAUACGGCGGGGGCACAGCGAUAUCGACAUGCAGUCCUCUCCUCGUCCGGGAGGUUGCGCAACAUCGGAUAGGCAUGGACGCACGGUACGCACCGCUUUCCCAGUACCCGGACAUUCGCAUGCGCGAGCGAGGGCCUUCUGGCCUUCUCCUUUCACGGGGCGAGUUGUCUGCCUGCGAUUACAUCAAGGGCGGUUUAGACGUCAAACUGCCACGCGAUCGAGGUACCCAGAGAGUUUGAGAAAGCGCAGUAAGACAAGAAAUCGAGCAGCGGAUGGCAAGGGACACGUAAGUAUGAGCCCAGGACAGCAGGACAGCAGGACAGCAG